UAAAUUCAUAUCAAGGGAUGGAUUGUUUACAAAGACAGUCAAUGUGAAUGAAACUGGAGUGAUGAUCAGCAUGACUAGUCGUAAUAAUCCUGAUGCGAAUGGCAACGUGAUUACUUGGAUGAAAGAUGGAAGUGAGGUUCUUACAUCAUUUGGUGGGCAGACUCAGAUCAGCUUCCCAAACCCAAUCCAGACAUCAGACCAAGGAAUCUAUGAGAUCUACUAUGAUAACGAGAGGGAUCAAAAUAGAGGAGGAUUAUACAAACUCAUCGUCAGAGAAUGCGCUGCUGGUAAGUGGGGUCCCCCUGAGUGUUAUGGUAUCUGUGAUAAAUGCUACAAUGGUGGAGUCUGUGAUGACAAGUCUGGUCUGUGUAUCUGUCCUAACAACUUCAAGGGACCGAAUUGUUUAGAAAUUUGUAGAAAUGAUGGUGGAAAUCGAUUUGGAUUGAACUGCGAGUUUCGAUGUACUAGAAACAAUGAUCCUGCCACAAAAUGUCAUGGGUAUCUUUUUUGCCUACCUGAUCCUUAUGGAUGUUCAUGUGACGUCGGUGCCCAUGGUCUUGGAUGUAACACACGUAAGUCCUCCGAAGUUAUUUAA
Messenger RNA from Strongylocentrotus purpuratus (purple sea urchin), 595 nucleotides. Its product is annotated as tyrosine-protein kinase receptor Tie-1-like. Lineage: Eukaryota; Metazoa; Echinodermata; Echinoidea; Camarodonta; Strongylocentrotidae. The transcript has 3 exons. The record is from RefSeq and is a predicted model, not a curated record. The coding region runs from base 62 to 595 and encodes 177 amino acids.